This is a messenger RNA of Cinclus cinclus, 2014 nucleotides long. RefSeq names its product NGG1 interacting factor 3 like 1 (gene NIF3L1). Bases 390 to 1523 code for a protein of 377 amino acids. Gene Ontology annotation, cellular component: cytoplasm; mitochondrion. Lineage: Eukaryota; Metazoa; Chordata; Aves; Passeriformes; Cinclidae. The record is from RefSeq and is a predicted model, not a curated record. The transcript is spliced from 7 exons.
UUUUUGCAAAUAUUACAGAAUGGUAGAUGGCAAAAAUUCACAGGUAAAAGCCACGUGCCAGAACCUAACAGAAAUGUGAUUUGGGGCUAACUCGUGACAGCUGUGAGUGCCUGCAAUAGACAGGUACCUGCCCCCAAGCACGGGAUCAGACUUCUCCAGUUUUUGUAAUAUUUUCAAAUAAAGCGUUUCGAAUGACGCUAAUAAAACCGCGGCUGCGCGGAAGCCGACAGAUUUAGGCGCUAACAUCCCCCCCCUAUACAGCCGCCCUCGCCGGUGAAGCCUCGCAGAGCCCGGGGAAGCGCCGUGUGCCCACCUGCAGCCAGCUGCCCCCGGCUCCCCCUGACCCAGGGCAGCCGGAGCUACGGCUCCCUCCCCGCCCGAGGUCCCGCAUGCCUCUGCCGCUCCCGCCGCUGUUCCGCCCGUCUCUCCACCGCGUCCGUGCCUUGGGCCGCCCGCCCGUACGCGCCCUCAUGAACCUCCGGGAGCUCGUUUCUGCCCUGAAUGACUUCGCAUCCCCCUCUCUGGCUGAAAGCUGGGACAAUGUGGGAUUGCUGGUGGAACCGAGUCCUCCCCACACUGUGAACACCCUUUUCCUCACUAACGACCUCACUGAGGAAGUGAUGGAAGAGGCAGUGCAGAAGAAAGCGGACCUCGUUCUUUCCUACCACCCUCCUAUAUUCACCCCGCUCAAGCGAGUGACGUGGAAAACCUGGAAGGAACGGCUGGUGGUCCGAGCCCUGGAGAACAGAAUCGGGAUUUAUUCUCCGCAUACGGCGUACGAUGCCGUACCUCACGGAGUUAAUUACUGGCUAACAAAAGGACUCGGUGCCUGUACUUCUGUCCCACUGCACCCAUCUACUGCGCCAAGCUCUCCAGCUGAGGGCACUCACCGGGUAGAGUUCUGUGCAGAUGCUGAGCAUCUGGAUGCAGUGCUGGCCAAAAUCAAAGACAUCCCAGAGAUCUCUUGUCUCAUUACUCUUCCAGCUAGGGUUGAAGGUGAGGAGCAAACACGAGUCAGUUUUACCUGCUCUCAGAAAGCACUGCUGGAGGUGGUGGCAUUAUUGUCCCAGAACAGCCUUCUUUACCCCAAGACUGAGAUUCUCUUGCUACAGAAGCCUCUUCUUCCCCAUACUGGAAUGGGACGCCUGUGCACGCUGAGUGAGCCGGUCCCCUUGUCAGACAUCAUCCAGCGUGUCAAAGGUCACCUGCAGCUCCCCCACAUCCGUGUAGCCCUGGGAGCGGGCAGGACACUCGAAUCACUGGUGAAGAAAGCUGCUCUGUGUGCUGGUUCUGGGAGCAGUGUCCUGAAGGGAACGGAAGCUGACCUCUAUCUCACAGGAGAGAUGUCCCACCAUGAUGUGCUGGAUGCAGUUGCCAAUGGGAUAAGUGUUAUUCUGUGUGAGCACAGUAACACUGAACGAGGUUUCCUGUCAGAGCUGCGUGAUGCACUUGCCAUCCACCUACAGAACAAAAUCAACAUCGUUGUGUCUGAGAAAGACAGAGAUCCUCUCCAGGUGGCAUAGGGGGAAAAAUUGGAGAGAGGAAAUUCAGUCAAUUAUCCUGUGUUAUCCUGCACAGAUUUAUCCAACUGCAGAGCUUCAGGAAGGUGCUUUCAAUUAGUCCAUGAAGAAGUCCUUGAAGACUAGAGUCAAUGAAGGUGCAUCCAAUCACAGAAUAGAUUGUAUUAUAUGGUCCCUCAAAGUCUGGGGUAUAUUUUGUCACGUCAGAAAAAUAAAUGUUUGUUUCGGAAUACCAAAGGCUCAUUUACUCAGUUACUGGACUGUACUUGAAUAAAUUUACUGUUACUGCUUAAUGUUAGUAGAUACAGCUAAUAACCAUGACACUCAAGGGUUGGUUUGGGUAAAAUACAUAAAACCUGACUUAUCUCCAGAUUUAAGUUUACGCAGCAGUUCUACCCUGCCACAGUUACGUUAAAUCAUGUCACUGCAAGUCACUAAUAUUUCACCUAAUAAAUUUCAGAAAUAGUAGUUAAUGUAAGAAUGGAGAUCAACUU